AUGGCACAGGGCCAAGCCUGCAUCAGUUGCCAGAUCCUCGACAGGAAAUUCACUUCCUGUGUGCGGAUGCCUGGCAUGCAGCACUGCGCGAACUGCCAUUGGGAACGGCAGACAACCCGAUGUAUCUUUUUAAGCACAUCGAACGAAUCCCUUGCCUCAACAGAAGGCCCUCCAGACAAGAUGGAGGAAGAGAAGGGCCUCCCCGCUGCCUCAAACCCCAAGAUAAACAAACAAAUUCGAUCACUGGACAAGGCUCUGACAGCGCUCAAGGGUAAGGUCGCCAGAAAUAAGGCGGCCAUCAAAGUGGCCCGAAAGAAAAUCAAGGAAUCGGCAACCGAACCAAACCCUGAGGGUCUGCUCGCAUUAGACACAGCCUUAGCAGCCUCGGAAAAGAGGCUCGCCCACACAAAAAAGACCAUCAAAAUGGUCCGCAAGCAGAUGCAAGAACUUGUGGAGGAAGCCAAGGAGGCGGCGGCCACAGGCCACAUUGAAGAUUGA
This is a messenger RNA of Penicillium samsonianum, 498 nucleotides long. RefSeq lists its product as uncharacterized. The record is from RefSeq and is a predicted model, not a curated record. Bases 1 to 498 code for a protein of 165 amino acids. Lineage: Eukaryota; Fungi; Ascomycota; Eurotiomycetes; Eurotiales; Aspergillaceae. The transcript has a single exon.